AUGAAGGUUCUCGGUCUUAAGAAAUUGAAUGGAACCCCGACUAAAGAAAAGUUCCCGAUUAAUGAAUCAAAACAAGAUCAGAAAGCACAGCAAAAAUAUUUCAGGAAAAUAUCAACAACCAUAGUAGAUGAACAUAACCUUGACAACACAGUUGCAAAUCAAAUAAUCAGUUCAAGCCUUAACAAGAAGAACAAAAAAGAGCAGUGGAUAGUCAACGAAUGA
This is a messenger RNA of Paramuricea clavata, 222 nucleotides long. Lineage: Eukaryota; Metazoa; Cnidaria; Anthozoa; Malacalcyonacea; Plexauridae. The record is from the annotation of a GenBank genome assembly.